This is a messenger RNA of Coprinopsis cinerea okayama7#130, 846 nucleotides long. RefSeq lists its product as hypothetical. The record is from RefSeq and is a predicted model, not a curated record. The transcript is spliced from 2 exons. Lineage: Eukaryota; Fungi; Basidiomycota; Agaricomycetes; Agaricales; Psathyrellaceae. The coding region runs from base 196 to 687 and encodes 163 amino acids.
CACACACGCACAUCAGCUUAUUCUUAAACUUGAACCACCAACAUCUAUCCACCUCUAUCUGUAUCAUGACUACAGCACAGUGUACACUCGCGAGGGUGCUCGACAUCAAGCAAUGCCCGCCAUUCGACGUCGCGCACGAGAUAUCGGAUUACCCUGAAUUCUACGAUCCGCUGUAUUAUCCCCACUUUUACGUCGAUGUCGACGUUGGCGCUGUGCUGCAGGCCCGGGAGUCGGAUAAUAGAGAUCGAGGUCCGCAGACAUCGUCCACCUUGCAUUCGAAAUCACCGGCUGCUCUGCGUUCAGAGCAACUUGAAGCUAGUGAGGACGACCGGUCGCGACGUGACGCAGAUUCGAGUUGCCGGCCCCAGGCCAUGGGCUCGGGUCGGAAACGACCUUGGGUGUCUGUGGCGAGCGAGUCUUCUGAAUCGAAUGCGCAGUCUGCUAGCAAACGGAGGUGUAGUCCCUACAUGGACCGUGAUAGAGGCGGGUGUGGCGAGCGAAGAUCCAACAAGGAAUGAGCACUGCAGCUGUAGAAACGAAAACGCUUUGGACCUCAAGACAGUUCUACCACUUGAACUUCAAGAUGUACUCUUACUGUUACGGCAUUCGCGGCUACUUCGAGGCAGACGUGACUCUCUCGCUACUUACGUUCUACCUGGACCAUACGCUCCACGAGUUGGAGUUUAGAGUGUGCUGUUGACUUUCGGCCAAUGGAGGGCAAAUGUACGACAUGCACGAAGCCCACUGCAGCCUUACAGCUACUACAGCACCACCCAAUUCAUUUGUUUCCGGUACAAUUUGUCGUCUUUUUGUCUGUAGUAGCACACGCAUACAAAACUUCACCCC